Chenopodium quinoa (quinoa) is the source of this 756-nucleotide messenger RNA. RefSeq names its product mitochondrial pyruvate carrier 4. Gene Ontology annotation, cellular component: mitochondrial inner membrane. The record is from RefSeq and is a predicted model, not a curated record. The coding region runs from base 131 to 457 and encodes 108 amino acids. Gene Ontology annotation, biological process: pyruvate import into mitochondria. The transcript has 5 exons. Lineage: Eukaryota; Viridiplantae; Streptophyta; Magnoliopsida; Caryophyllales; Amaranthaceae.
AGAACAGUGAUGCAACCAGAGAAUUUUUACAGCCGAACCGCUCUCUUUUGACCUUCUUCUCAAACCCAGACACCGAAAACAUUGAGGAGUGAGAAUCGAAUUUGAGGAGAGUGAAAGUUGAAGAGAAUUCAUGGCGACUUCAAAGCUUCAAGCUUUAUGGAACCAUCCUGCCGGCCCCAAAACCAUUCAUUUUUGGGCUCCAACUUUCAAAUGGGGCAUUAGUAUAGCCAAUAUUGCUGACUUUGCCAAACCACCGGAGAAUAUUUCAUAUCCUCAGCAAAUAGCGGUCACAGCCACUGGAAUCAUAUGGUCUCGCUACAGUACUGUAAUUACUCCUAAAAAUUGGAAUCUUUUCAGUGUAAACGUGGCUAUGGCUGGAACUGGUCUCUACCAACUUUCCCGAAAGAUCAAGCAUGAUUAUUUCCAAGAGGGAGAACCUGUUGCUGCAAAAGAAUGAUUACGAAAAGCUAAAGAAUAACAAACCAAAACACAAAAGUUCGCCAUAAUUUGGCUUAGAUCCGCAUUUAUCCUGUUUUUCUGAUGAAUAUGACAAAUGACAAUGUAAUGUUUUCCUUUUUCUGUAUCCCAUUUUAACACCAAUUUUGAUGGGAGCAAUUCUUGAGCAAAUUGUGAGGCACCUGUAAUGUACAUUUCAGUCUCUCAAAAUCUGAAAAUACAAGUUCCUCGGAUCAUAGUUGUUGUAAUAGUGAUCGUUCUUUAUGUUUCUAUGCUUGUUUAUAAUGUUUGAUUAGGUCA